Messenger RNA from Capsaspora owczarzaki ATCC 30864, 1737 nucleotides. RefSeq lists its product as hypothetical. The record is from RefSeq and is a predicted model, not a curated record. Gene Ontology annotation, biological process: proteolysis; central nervous system development. The coding region runs from base 1 to 1650 and encodes 549 amino acids. NCBI's taxonomy places the organism in Eukaryota, Filasterea, Ministeriida, Capsasporidae. Gene Ontology annotation, molecular function: serine-type endopeptidase activity; tripeptidyl-peptidase activity. The transcript has 4 exons.
AUGCGACUCCAACCCAUCUCCAUCACAGAGCAGAGGAUGGUCGUUGAAAGCAGCACUGAUGGCACUGUGAACAUCGCAGACAUCCCCGCCGACUGGCAACUCGCCUCGGCCAUCCGCGCAUCCGUCCACCCUGUGCUCAAGGACCAGCGCAUGCUCGUCCACCUCGGCCUGCAGCAAAGCAACGUUGACAUUGUCAACGCCAAGUUCCACUCUGUCUCCAACCCCCAGAACGCUGACUUUGGCAAGUUCCUGACCCGCGAGGAGCUCCGUCAACUCGUCGCCCCGUCUGCUGAGACCAUCGAGUCGGUCGUUGCUUGGCUCUCGGCCAACAACGUUGUCGGCAUCGAGUUCACCCACUCGAACGACUUUAUCCGCGUCCGCCUCACCCCCGCCCAGAUCGAGCAGCUCUUCAACGUCGAGCUCUUCCAGUACCAGUCGGCCUCCAACCCCGAGGUUUCGAUUGUCCGCUCGGCCACCCACGCCGUCGUUCCCUCGGUUGUUGCCAAGUACAUCAACCUCGUUCACGGCUUCACCCAUUUCCCCAUCCUCAAGAGCAACGAAAAUAAGGGUGCUAACAAGCUCGGCGCCACCGGCUCCGUCACUCCCCAGGUCAUCAAGAAGAUGUACUCUGUCACUGACGUCUUCUCGGGCCGCACGAACGCCUCCCAGGCUGUUGCCGAAUUCCAGGGCCAGUCCUUCUCGUCGAGCGAUCUCGCCAAGUUCCUCUCUGCCUUCAGCCUGCCCAGCCAGACCGUCCGCAACAUCACCGGCCCCAACACUGACGUUGCCCACAUUGAGGCCAACCUUGAUGUCCAGUACAUUAUCGCUUCCGGCCAGGGCAUCCCCACCGAUGUGUACCUCGCUGCUGGCGAAGACUUCAACCUGAUUGGCUGGAUUACCGACGUCGAGGCCAACGCCAACUCUGCGCUCGUCUGGUCUGUCUCGUAUGGCGAGAACAUUGCCUCACAAACCGUGGCUGACGUCAACCGUCUUGAUGUCGAGUUCCAGAAGGCUGCCAUUCUCGGCCACACAAUCAUUUUCGCCUCUGGCGACUCUGGUGUCUACUCGCGUGGCGCCACCUACCUCAAGUUCCACCCCGGCUACCCCGCGUGCAUGGCCUCUGUCAUCUCGGUCGGCGCCACCGAGUACAACGACGACGACACCGAGACCCAGACCACCAACUGGUCUGGUGGCGGUUUCGCCCUCAGCAACUACGUCAACGCCUCCCAGGCUCCCUGGCAGAUUGCCGCCGUCCAGGCCUACCUCAACUCUGGUGUCGAGCUUCCCCCGUCUGGCCAGUACGACGCCAUGGGCCGUGCCUUCCCCGACGUCUCGGCCUUCGGCCUGAACUUCCAAAUUUACGAGGGUGGCUUCGCCUCCUCGGUCUCUGGCACCAGUGCCGCCGCCCCGACCUUUGCUGGCAUCUUCUCGCUCGUCAACGACGCCCGUCUUGCUGCUGGCAAGAGCCCCCUCGGCUUCCCCGCCUACUUCCUCUACCAGAACGCCCAGGCCUUCAACGACAUCAAGAUUGGCUACAACAAGGCCAGCGGUCUCUACGGCUUCCACGCCACCACCGGCUUUGAUCCCCUGUCGGGCCUCGGCACCCCCAACUACACCCGCCUGAAGGCCGCUGCUCUUGCCCUCCCUUAAACAAAGAAGCGAGCAAUCAGCUGCGGUUGUUGUUGUAGUUGUUGUUGUUGUUGUUUUUUCCAAUCAAUACAGAUUGUCUCUACUUGA